AUGCCGCGCCGGCUGUCGGCGCUGGCAGGUGGGCACAGGUGCGGCCACCGGCUCCUUGAGAUCUGCGUGCGGCGCGUCACCUCCGCCUCCGGGGUGAUUCACGUCUUAGCUCAUGAUUUUGGAUUUCGCGUGCAGCGCGGCGGGGUGCGGCGCGGGGACGGGGAGAUCUUCGUGUCGGUGGACCCGGCCACGCCGGCGCGGCUGCGCGGAGGGGACGCGGCGGCUACGGAGUCUCCGGGGCUGAGGCAGCAGCUCAGCCCCGGGCUUCUCGAUCUCCACGCCUUCGAUACCGAGCUUAUCCCCGAUUUUCAAGUUCAAGGGAUGUAUGAUGGAGCUCAGAAGUUCAGCUAUGCAAAUGGAGGAGGCUUUGUCGAUUCCGAUGUGAGCUUCGCUACACAAAAGCAGAUGAGCAAGUCCACUGUUUUUGCUGAAACUAACUACCUCAACGCCUUCACUGAGAAAGAGAAGGCAGCCCCGGUUGCCAAAAUCAAAGUGGUGGUGCGCAAGAGACCGCUGAACAAGAAGGAAACAUCAAAGAAAGAAGAAGAUAUCAUAGACAUUGAACUAAACUCUUUGACCGUCCAUGAGACUAAGCUUAAGGUUGACCUCACGGAAUAUGUCGAAAAGCAUGGAUUUAUGUUUGAUGCUGUUUUAGAUGAGGACGUUUCAAACGAUGAGGUUUAUCGUGAAACAGUUGAACCUGUGGUUCCUGCUAUUUUUAAUCGUACAAAGGCAACUUGUUUUGCAUAUGGACAAACUGGUAGUGGAAAAACCUACACCAUGAGGCCACUUCCUCUGAAGGCAUCCCAAGACAUUUUGAGACUAAUGCACCAUACAUAUCGUAAUCAAGGGUUUCAGUUAUUUUUUAGUUUCUUUGAGAUAUAUGGUGGGAAAUUAUAUGAUCUUCUCAACGAAAGGAACAAACUUUGCAUGAGGGAAGAUGGAAAACAGAAAGUAUGCAUUGUUGGUUUGCAAGAGCACAGGGUGUCUGAUCUUGAAACUAUCAAGGAGUUGAUUGAACGAGGCAAUGCUACCAGAAGUACUGGUACAACAGGUGCAAAUGAGGAGUCAUCGCGAUCUCAUGCCAUUCUUCAGCUUGUUAUUAAAAGGCGUGUUGAUGGCAGUGACUCCAAACCACCCAGAUUGGCCGGCAAGUUGUCGUUUAUUGAUCUGGCUGGCAGUGAGCGUGGUGCUGAUACAACUGAAAACGAUAAACAAACAAGAAUUGAGGGUGCUGAGAUCAAUAAAAGUUUGCUUGCCUUAAAGGAAUGUAUCAGAGCGCUUGAUAAUGAUCAGACACAUAUUCCCUUCAGAGGAAGCAAAUUAACCGAAGUUUUGCGAGAUUCAUUCAUUGGAGACUCACGCACUGUCAUGAUAUCAUGCAUUUCCCCUAGUUCUGGUUCUUGUGAGCAUACGCUGAACACAUUGAGAUAUGCUGAUAGGGUGAAGAGUCUGUCAAAGGGAGGCAACAGCAAGAAAGAAGUGACUUUGGCUGCUGCACCUUUACGAGAGUCAAGUCCUUCCCCAUUGGCUUCGGUUGUACCCUCUUUCUCCGCAGAUGAGGCGACGAAUGAUAUCACUGAAAGGAAUAUUUUUGGUUGGCCUAAGCAACAGUAUGCCAAAGAACAGCCAUCACCAUUGUUUGUGGAUAGAAUGCCCAAGGCUAGGGGAGAUACUGCGUUCAGUUCGUCGAAUGGAGGUUAUUUCAACGAACAAAGGACCCGCAGUACUGCUGAAACAAGCAUAGCUGUAGUACCGGAUACAAUGUAUCAGCAGGAAAUGCAACAGGCACGGAAAGGUAGAGGUUCAGCCUUGGAGAAGAAUAUGAGAAAUUCUAUUGCUUACCCGAUUAGAAAGGCUGUGCCAGAUGAAGAUGACCAUCUUAAUGACCUCCUUCAGGAAGAGGACGAUCUAGUGAGCGCUCACAGAAAGCAGGUGGAAGAGACCCUGGAUAUUAUCAAAGAGGAGAUGAACUUAUUAGUUGAAGCAGAUCAUCCUGGCAACCAACUAGAUGACUACGUCACAAGACUAAGCAGUAUUCUAUCACAGAAAGCUGCUGGAAUCGUGGAGUUACAAGAUCGUCUUGCACAGUUCCAGAGGCGUUUAAGUGAGAACAACGUGCUGCUAUAUUCCGAGAGCCCUUGAUCAGGAGAUAAGAGUGGCCUAUUCGUCACCCCUGCGCGAGGGUAAUGAGGAAGCUGGGGACCGAUCAGAGUCUAUGUGCCUGUGAGCUCCUGCAACGCUGGAAGUAUGAAGCUGGGGACCGAUCGCAUUGCCAACGCUGGUGCACCGACGCAGUUCUGAACCCAUAGAUGUGGCAUAAGCAGAGCCAGACGGCUAUAGUAUACUGCUGCUUGCCGUGGCCGACUAAGCAUAUUUGUACCCAAAUCGCAGGUGUGCGUGCGCUCCAUACUUCCAUUCGAUCAUGUGUAUGUAUAUCCCUUUCAGAGUGCCCUGCUAUUUGUUUGUCAACAGAUGUUCCUUUUUGUCCAGUGCAUAAAGAUUCUGGUA
Messenger RNA from Lolium rigidum, 2511 nucleotides. RefSeq names its product kinesin-like protein KIN-13B. Gene Ontology annotation, molecular function: microtubule binding; microtubule motor activity; ATP binding. Gene Ontology annotation, biological process: microtubule-based movement. The transcript has 11 exons. Lineage: Eukaryota; Viridiplantae; Streptophyta; Magnoliopsida; Poales; Poaceae. The record is from RefSeq and is a predicted model, not a curated record. The coding region runs from base 1 to 2145 and encodes 714 amino acids.